This is a messenger RNA of Pteropus alecto (black flying fox), 3324 nucleotides long. It is a transcript of the gene PNN, whose product is annotated as pinin, desmosome associated protein. Lineage: Eukaryota; Metazoa; Chordata; Mammalia; Chiroptera; Pteropodidae. The transcript is spliced from 9 exons. The record is from RefSeq and is a predicted model, not a curated record. Gene Ontology annotation, cellular component: catalytic step 2 spliceosome. The coding region runs from base 91 to 2256 and encodes 721 amino acids.
CUGAGGCCAGCUGUCAGUCCUCGCGUCCGGCGGCGCGGUACGGCCAGGCGCGGCCUGUGGAGCAGUCUCGAAGCCUGCUGCAGGGAGAAGAUGGCGGUCGCAGUGAGAACUUUGCAGGAGCAGCUAGAAAAGGCCAAAGAGAGCCUAAAGAACGUGGAUGAGAAUAUUCGCAAGCUCACCGGGAGGGAUCCGAAUGACGUGAGGCCCAUCCAAGCCAGAUUGCUGGCCCUUUCUGGUCCUGGUGGAGGUAGAGGACGUGGUAGUUUAUUGCUGAGGCGUGGAUUCUCAGAUAGUGGAGGAGGACCCCCAGCCAAACAGAGAGACCUUGAAGGGGCAGUCAGUAGGCUGGGCGGGGAGCGUCGGACACGGAGAGAAUCACGCCAAGAAAGCGAUCCAGAGGAUGAUGAUGUUAAAAAGCCAGCUUUGCAGUCUUCAGUUGUAGCUACCUCCAAAGAACGCACGCGGAGAGACCUUAUCCAGGAUCAAAAUAUGGAUGAAAAGGGAAAGCAAAGGAACCGGCGAAUAUUUGGCUUGUUGAUGGGCACUCUUCAGAAAUUUAAACAAGAAUCUACUGUCGCUACUGAAAGGCAAAAGAGACGCCAGGAAAUUGAACAGAAACUGGAAGUACAGGCAGAAGAAGAGAGAAAGCAGGUUGAAAAUGAGAGGAGAGAACUAUUUGAAGAGAGGCGUGCUAAACAGACAGAACUGCGGCUUUUGGAACAGAAGGUUGAGCUUGCGCAGCUGCAAGAAGAAUGGAAUGAGCAUAAUGCCAAGAUAAUUAAAUACAUAAGAACUAAGACGAAGCCCCACUUGUUCUAUAUUCCUGGAAGAAUGUGUCCAGCUACCCAAAAACUAAUAGAAGAGUCACAGAGAAAAAUGAAUGCUUUAUUUGAAGGUAGACGCAUCGAAUUUGCAGAACAAAUAAAUAAAAUGGAGGCUAGGCCUAGAAGACAAUCAAUGAAGGAAAAAGAACAUCAGGUGGUGCGUAAUGAAGAACAGAAGGCGGAACAAGAAGAGGGUAAGGUGGCUCAGCGAGAGGAAGAGUUGGAGGAGACAGGUAAUCAGCACAAUGAUGUAGAAAUAGAGGAAGCAGGAGAGGAAGAGGAAAAAGAAAUUAGUAUAGUUCAUAGUGAUGCAGAGAAGGAACAGGAGGAGGAGGAACAAAAACAGGAAAUGGAGGUUAAGAUGGAAGAGGAAACUGAGAUAAGGGAAAAUGAGAAGCAGCAAGAUAGUCAGCCUGAGGAAGUUAUGGAUGUGCUAGAGAUGGUGGAGAGUGUCAAAAAUGUAAUUGCUGAGCAAGAGGUAAUGGAAACCAGUCAAGUUGAAAGUGUAGAACCGUCAGAAAAUGAAACUAACAAAGAAUUGGAGCAAGAAAUGGAAUUUGAAGUUGAGCCAGAUAAAGAAUGUAAAUCUCUUUCUCCUGCAAAAGAGAGUGCUAGUGCUCUAGAAAUGGAAAAUGAGCCUGAGGACAAAGAAGAGAAAGAAUCUGAGCCACAACCUGAGACUGUGGCUCAGCCUCAGCCUCAGCCCCUGCCUCAGCCUCAGUUCCAAUCUCAGCCCCAAUCUCAGUCCCAACCAGUACUCCAGCCCCAGCCUCUCUCUCAACCUGAGACUUUACCAUUAGCUGUUUUACAGUCAUCACCUCAGGUUAUUCAGGAGCAAGGGCAUUUACUACUUGAGAGGAAGGAAUUUGCUAUAGAAUCUGUAAAACUCACUGAGGUGACUAUAGAGCCAGUUUUGACGGUACUUCCGGAGAGCAAAUCCAAAACCAAAACUAGGAGCAGAAGUAGAGGUCGAGCUAGAAAUAAAACAAGCAAGAGUAGAAGUCGGAGUAGCAGCAGUAGUAGUUCUAGUAGCAGUUCAACCAGUAGUAGCAGUGGAAGCAGUUCUAGCAGUGGCAGUAGUAGUAGUCGAAGUAGUUCCAGUAGCAGCUCCAGUACAAGUGGCAGCAGCAGCAGAGACAGUAGCAGCAGCACUACUAGUUCCAGUGAGAGUAGAAGUCGGAGUAGAGGCCGGGGACAUAAUAGAGAUAGAAAGCACAGAAGGAGCGUGGAUCGGAAACGAAGGGAUACUUCAGGACUAGAAAGAAGUCACAAGUCCUCAAAAGGUGGUAGUAGUAGAGAUACAAAAGGAUCAAAGGAUAAGAAUUCCAGGUCUGACAGAAAGAGGUCUAUAUCAGAGAGUAGUCGAUCAGGCAAAAGAUCUUCGAGAAGUGAAAGAGACCGAAAAUCAGACAGGAAAGACAAAAGGCGUUAAUGGAAGAAGCCAGGCUUUCUUAGCCUAUUCUUUGCAGCAGAAGAUGUCUUGAUGAGUAAAAGGAUUACCUUUCCUUGUAAGGAGGAUGCUGCCUUAAGAAUUGCAUGUUGUAAAAAAUCUUUUUGGAAAAUACAGACUGUUUGUUUACCAGACAUUCUUGUACUUUUUGCAUAAUUUUGUAAGAGUUAUUUAUCAAAAUUAUGUGAGGUUCCAAAAUAUGUAAAAAUAAUAAUAAUAAAAAAAGAUUAACAUCCCUUGUCAUCUUUUUUAAAUAUCCUAUACUCUUCAGUAAGAAUCUGUAUAUUUUAAUAGGUAAAUCUUUAAGUCUGUUUCCUUCUAAUUCUGUAUUAUACAUUGCUUUUGUAGAAAUAAAUGCGUUUCUUUCAUUAGUUUUGGGAUGUCCUCGACACUUGUAUAGUACCUUCUUGAUAUCAUUUUCAGCUUUUAUCACUAGAUACUGAAGGUGAUUAGAAUGUCUUUGAAGGUUUCCUCACUUUUAUUUGCCUUAGACAAUUAUUUCGAGUUGUCAAAUAUUUGCAGCAUUGGGGGCAGGGCAUAGUUUGUUUUUAAGAUCAUUUACUAUUUUUUCUAGUCUCCCUUGUUAUUUUCAUCUAAACGUUUCCUCUUGUUUCUUAUUUACACCGUAUAUUGGGUAGAUGAAGCAGUAUGAUUUUGGUUGGCAUUUUCUUACAAUUAUGGGAGCAUCAUUCUUUUGUCUCCAUGGUUUCUUGUGUGAUACAGCAUAUACAUUUGUUAAUCACUUCUUUCCAGGGGAGGGAGGUAGAAAAAUAUAUUCUAAACUUGGUUUUUGAGUUGUGGUCUUGUCUUAACUUUUGUGUUGGCUCUAACUGAACCAUGCCAAUAUAUGUCAAAAUUUUUGUUUAAGUAUUGUAUGAAAGUUUACAAAAUAAAGGACGUACAUCUACACUUGAAUCUGUAAACAAGAUAACACAAGUGUACCAAGUGAUUAACUUGUUGUUUUAUAAAUUUGUAUGAAUUUGGAGUAUGUUGCUCAUUACUACAUGUGCAAAUAAAUGUGGCUUAGACUUGUUUGACUGCUUAAGACUA